CGGACCCCGAAGGCCGAGAAGAAGCCGCGGGGCCGCCACCCUCCGCGCCCGGCAUGGGCCCGCGCCGCCGGACCCGCAAGCCCGAAGUCCCGAGGAGGCGCACCGUGAGCCCGGCCCCCGGCCCCCCCCGGCGGGGCCCCUUAGGCACUCCCUCCCGUCAGCGUGGUCCCCGGAGAUCCCGGGUUCUGAAGGAGAUCCGAACGCUUCAGAAGAGCACAGCCCUGUUGAUAAGGAAGAGCCCCUUCAGCCGCCUGGCAAGAGAGAUAUGCGUUACAUUCACUCGCGGUGUGGACUUCUCUUGGCAAGCCCAGGCCCUGUUGGCCCUACAAGAGGCCGCAGAAGCAUUUCUAGUUCAUCUCUUUGAGGACGCCUAUCUUCUGUCCUUACAUGCUGGCCGCGUUACUCUCUUCCCGAAGGAUGUGCAGCUUGCCAGGAGGAUCCGAGGCAUUCAGGAAGGGCUUGGCUGAGCCCCUGCCCCCAUCUCUGGAUGACACCAGAGCCUCUGUCUGGAGCCAGGAACAGAUCCGUGGAGGGUAAGGAGGCGUCUGGACUCACUGUCCCUGAGCAGGGUGCAUGCAGCUUUUGUAAUUGGUUCUUUCAAGGAGAAAACUGUGUGGCUUUCCUCUGUAACAGAGGUAAUAUAUGAGAAAAUCAACAGCAUUCCAAAGGACUGAGAAUUCUUUUUAGAUAAUGAGACUCCAAGGUUCGCUUCAGUUUGCAAAUGAUUCACAUGACCGCUGAAUGAUUUUGAAGACAUCAGACUUUCUGGGCUAUGGAAAAAAUGGAUAUUUGCUUAUUAUUUUAGAUCUUCCUGUACCACUUACAUUUUUUGCCAUACGUAUAUUUACUUUUCUUUGAAACAUAAGGGAAAAAAAUAAAAGGCGACCACUUCGUUCAGUUGCACAGAAGAGCCUGGAACAUCUGCCCACAAAUCUGUCCUUCGGUUAAGCUCACCUGAGCAGCAGCAGCAAGUGAGGCAUGGACCGUGCCUGCCAACAACUGUGUAGCUUUUUAAAAAACUCAAUUGGGGUUAAAAUAGAAAAUCUUUAAGUCCUGAUGUUCUCGUUCCUUUGAGUAAAUUCCUGUCAAACUCAUUCAGAAAUUUGUAAAUCAUAGACGACAUCAUGAUUUAUACUUUAGAAUUUUUCAUCCCGGGAUUUUAAAGUGCCUUUUCAAAGUUUUUACAGGUGUUUUUAUAACUUCUUUGUGGAGAGAUAAUAAAAAAUAAGAAUAUUUCUUUGAUGAAAAAACUGUAAAGCAAAGUUAGUUACUGCACGUAGACAUGCUACAUUUUUGGUGUGUUCAUGUUCAGUUCUCCAUUUAUACGCCGUGUUGCAAGCAGCCACCAUUUAAACAAGAGAAUGGAGGGAUGUGUUUUGGGCUCCAGUGGAGGAGAGUGUGAGCGGAUAAAAACCUUGCCCUUCUGUUGCAACCGAAAGCAGUUGAAGAGAUUUCCAGAGAAAUGGAAAGGGCCACUGGAAGACUUUUAGACUUUGCAUGUGAUGGAAAUGAUUAGUGAGGGUGGACCUCUGACAGUGAUGUGUCAGGUGACCAAGUUCCAAGACGAAUGAAGGGAAGGACCAAGUUCUGUUGUUGAAUAAAUUUUAACCCUUUGGGAAAACCUCUUCUUGUUCAACAUCAAGUCCUAUUUAUACAGACAUUCGAAUAAAGUGUA
Molecule: messenger RNA, 1675 nt
Organism: Neomonachus schauinslandi (Hawaiian monk seal)
Lineage: Eukaryota; Metazoa; Chordata; Mammalia; Carnivora; Phocidae
Gene: CENPA
Product: centromere protein A
Exons: 5
Coding region: 54-467 (137 amino acids)
Cellular component (GO): nucleosome
Molecular function (GO): structural constituent of chromatin; DNA binding; protein heterodimerization activity
Source: RefSeq, a predicted model, not a curated record